UCACACUCCUUACCAAUAGGUGGCGGUAACGCGGACCACCAGGUUGUUUGCCGACCAUCACUGGAAAAGUGAAGAAUAAGAAGAAUACUGCCUUUCCACGGUGUGGUCCGUGUAAGCGGCUAUCGCUGAAGUGUCUGUAGCCGGAAAACUGAAUUAAAAGAUGCCGCCGAAGAAGGGCGAAGCCCCAAAACAGCCACAGUUGAUUGGACGAUUUGGAACAUCGCUUAAAAUUGGAAUUGUGGGCUUGCCAAAUGUUGGGAAAUCCACCUUUUUCAACGUCUUGACCAAAAGUCAAGCGGCAGCGGAGAACUUCCCCUUCUGCACCAUCGACCCCAAUGAGAGCCGAGUGCCUGUCCCUGACGAACGCUUCGAGUUCCUUUGCCAGUAUCAUAAACCGGCCAGUAAGGUUCCCGCUUUCCUGAAUGUGGUGGACAUUGCCGGUCUGGUAAAGGGAGCACAUGCCGGACAAGGACUGGGGAACGCCUUCCUGUCUCAUAUCAGUGCCUGCGACGGCAUCUUCCACAUGACUCGUGCCUUUGACGAUGAGGACAUUAUCCACGUGGAGGGUAACGUAGACCCAGUGAGGGACAUCGAGAUUAUCCACGAGGAGCUGCGGCUAAAGGACGAGGAGGCCAUCAUGCCCAUCAUCGACAAACUGGAGAAGACGGCGAUCAGAGGCAACGACAAGAAACUUAAACCAGAAUAUGACAUCAUGUUGAAGGUGAAGAACUGGGUGGUGGAUGAGAAGAAACACGUGCGAUUUUGCCAAGACUGGAAUGACAAAGAGAUCGAGGUUUUGAAUAAAUACCUCUUCCUGACAUCCAAACCAAUGAUCUACCUGGUCAACCUGUCGGAGAAGGAUUACAUUAGAAAAAAGAACAAGUGGUUGGCCAAAAUCAAGGAGUGGAUUGACGCUCACGACCCCGGCGCCAUGGUAAUCCCCCUUAGCGGAGCAUUGGAGUCCAAACUGUUUGACAUGGAGGAGGAGGAGCAGAAGAAAUACUGUGAGGAGCAGAAGACACAGAGUGUUCUAACCAAAAUAAUAAAGACUGGCUACGCAACAUUACAAUUGGAGUACUUCUUCACAGCGGGACCGGAUGAGGUGCGAGCAUGGACUGUACGGAAAGGCAGCAGAGCUCCUCAGGCAGCCGGAAAGAUCCACACCGACUUCGAGAAGGGUUUCAUCAUGGCGGAAGUCAUGAAGUACUCGGACUUCAAAGAAGAGGGCAACGAAAAUGCAGUCAAGGCGGCGGGGAAAUACAGACAACUGGGCAGAAACUACGUGGUGGAGGACGGGGACAUUAUCUUCUUCAAAUUCAACACACCCAACGCGCCUAAGAAGAAAUAAGCACGGCCAAAGACGAACAAAACCAAAAGGACACUUCACGUUGGUCAGAACGCAGCUUUUAUGUGAGGUCCCUUCUUCAAUGACACACUGACUAAAUCCAUCUUAUCAAAGCUUUCCAUCUACAACUGCUAAAGAGAGUGUUAUAGUCUACUUUGCGGCUAAGUGUGGUUCUAUUCUAAUUUUAUUCCGUUGUAUUCCUUUAAAUCGAGGUCAAAUAAAACACAGGGGCCUAUCCUGUUUUUGUAAAGACCAACAAGGGAAUUAUCAUCCACUGCUUUUUAUUCUAACUUGACGCCCCCCAUCCUCAAUCACCUUUGAAGGAGACAUUGUGAAUGGGGAACCACUUCGAAUAUGGACUUAAAACUGCAGCUUGGUCCAAGGAAGGGAGCCGGGAUAUUUGAAAUAAUGUCACUGUCAUCAAUGUGCAUGUUUCAAUAAAAUGCCACAAAAGACA
Nerophis ophidion (straightnose pipefish) is the source of this 1802-nucleotide messenger RNA. It is a transcript of the gene ola1, whose product is annotated as Obg-like ATPase 1. Bases 161 to 1348 code for a protein of 395 amino acids. Gene Ontology annotation, cellular component: cytoplasm. The transcript has 11 exons. Gene Ontology annotation, molecular function: GTP binding; ATP binding; ATP hydrolysis activity. Lineage: Eukaryota; Metazoa; Chordata; Actinopteri; Syngnathiformes; Syngnathidae. The record is from RefSeq and is a predicted model, not a curated record.